Messenger RNA from Acanthamoeba castellanii str. Neff, 5370 nucleotides. RefSeq names its product RasGEF domain containing protein. Gene Ontology annotation, molecular function: protein binding; guanyl-nucleotide exchange factor activity. The record is from RefSeq and is a predicted model, not a curated record. NCBI's taxonomy places the organism in Eukaryota, Discosea, Longamoebia, Acanthamoebidae. The coding region runs from base 1 to 5370 and encodes 1789 amino acids. Gene Ontology annotation, biological process: Ras protein signal transduction; positive regulation of GTPase activity. Gene Ontology annotation, cellular component: plasma membrane. The transcript is spliced from 16 exons.
AUGGUGGUGGUGGAGGAGGAGCCAACACACAUCGUAGCAACAAUCAAGUCAACAACAACUAUAAUCACAUCACCAUCACCUUCAUCGCCGCCACACUCCACGCCGCUUGCUACGUCGGCCGCGGCGGCGGCGGCGACCACUCUCGACCUCUCCUGCAGCAAGCUGGCCUGGCUUCCGCGGGAGCGAUUCGUCGGCUUCGUGGGCGUGACGGAGCUCGUACUCAACAACAACCGACUGAGCCGCCUGCCUCACGAGCUGUUCGCCCUGCCCAACGUGCGCGUGGCGCGCCUCGAGUUCAACGAACUGGUCGACCUGCCCGCCGAGCUGGGCCAGUGGCGCGCGCUCGAGGUGCUCGUGGUCCACAACAAUCGACUCAAGCGGCUGCCUACGCAGGUCGGACGCCUCCGGCGGCUGCGGCACCUCAACCUGCACUGCAACCAGCUCACCACCCUGCCCACGUCGCUGCUCGAGCUCGACAUCCGCACCAUCACGCUCCACGCCAACCCGGCCCUGUCGGAGAACCUCAAGCGCAUCUGCCAGGCCGUGUUCGCCCUGCGCGAGGACACGCUCGACCUGUCCCACUGCGGGCCGAUCCGCGACCAGGUCGAGGAGCAGGCCCUGGGCUACGCGCGGCUCACGCGCGAGCUCCGGCUCGAGGGCAACGCCCUGCACGCGCUCCCCACGGCCGUGGGCCAGUUCUUCCGCCUGCAGUCGCUCCUGGCCGACGACAACCAGAUCUCGGCCAUACCGGUCCACCUGUGCAAGCUGCCCGCGCUGGCCCGGCUCAGCUUGGCCGACAACCGGCUGGCCAACCUGCCCGCCGAGAUCGGCCUCCUCUCCUCGCUCCGGUCGGUCAACAUGGACAACAACUUCCUCUCGGUCCUGCCCCCCGCCUUCUUCCACCUGGUCAACCUCGAGGGCCUCUCCCUCGCCAACAACAAGAUCGAGAGCGUGUCCGGUGAUAUUGGCAAGUUGAAGAAGCUGCAGAGUAUGAACAUGGCGAACAACAAGAUUCGCACGCUUCCGCAGGAGCUGUUCACGCUCACGCAACUGCAGUCGCUGCACCUGGAGCACAACUCGAUCUCCGUGCUGCCCGACGGCUUCUCCAACCUGCGGCUGCUGCGCGAGGUCAACCUCCACGACAACCUGCUCACCAGCACGCCCGUCCAGCUCUACCAGCUGCCCAACAUCCGCCGCCUCUCGUUCGAGAACAACCCCAUCGCACUCACCACCCACUCGCCGCAGCUCUCCAACUCGCUCUCGUCCAUUCCCUUCGACGCCUCGCUGGCGCCGCGCCAGUCGCCGCAGCGGCUCCAAGUCGUGCACCAGCCCAACCUCUACCUGUUCUCCUUCGGCCAGAAUGCGGCCGGCCGGCCCGCGGCGGCGGCCGGUGGGGUGGCGGGCGGCGAGACCGCGCGCGAGCGGGAGCGCAAGGAGCACGACGGGCCGCGGCGCGACGUCAACGCGCAGCUGGGCAAGCGCAACUCGCUGCCGACGGGCUUUGGCCACGUGAGCGGGUCCGGCCAGACCUAUUUCUCGAAGGCCUGCGAUGUCGAGUACCUGCACCAGCCAUCGCCCUCGCCCUCGUCGUCGUCAUCAUCGGUGCCCGCCAAGCGCAGCCCGUCGACCACCCAGCCACCAGCGACGGCCGACAGCCCACAGGCCCUGCAGCCCGAGGCCGCCGCCGCUGGGGCCUCGCCGAGCGAGAAGGUCAAGAAAACGAAGAAGAAGGGCAAGAAGGAGAAGACGGCGGGCAAGAAGGAGAAGGAGGGGAAGCCGGUCCAGAGGCGCAGCACGGAGGAGGAAGCGGCCGAGGCACACAAGAGGGCGAAGAAGGCGCAGAUCGCACUGGGAGGCUCGGACGCGGAGGAGGCGAAGAAGUCAGCCAGGAGGCGGCAGCAGCAGGUGGCAAUCACAGUCGACGAUAACGACGACGGCGACGACGACGAGAAAUCGAUCCAGCGCUCCCACACCGUGUCCCUCUCCUCACUGCCCGACCUCGUUGGCAAGGAGAGGGGAACGAUCUUUGCCCUGCCGCCCAAGCAUGCGCCCAAGUCCCUGCAACAGGCCAGCCGAGGCCUGCCUCCUCCCAACUUUGCGAAGAAGAACCAGCGGAGCAGGUCGCUGAGUCAGGCGUACAACAUGUCGCCCGUGCAAAAGGAGCAGCUCCUGCAGUACCAGAAGCAGCGGAAGGCCCAGAACAGCGCGACCAAGUCGCCCGGAGGGUCGAUCAAGCGGAAGGGCCUCAAGGAGGCCGUUCCCGAGCAGCAGGUCAUGAACCCGCUCUACCUGCUCUUCUCCCCGCUCUCGUCCACCUCUCCGACCCGGAGAUACGGCACGGUAUCGGGGCGAUCGCUCAACGCCAGCGACAGGGUGGUGUCGUCGUUCGGUCUGGUCGCGCGGCGCAAGCUGAGCCACAAUAACAGCGGCAGCAGCGGCGGCGGCGGCGGAAGCGGCAGUGGCAGUGCCGAUGAGCCGGAGCGGGUGGUCAUCAACCCGCUGCUGCGGCUGCGCACCGACGCGGCCACGCCCGCGCGCGGCCCUGACUCCCCGCUGCCCAUGACCCGGUUCACCACCAGCUCGGGCGCCGCGCCCACCAUCGUCUCGUCCAUGUCGGGUCCCACGACGGCCGUGGCCUCGCCCACGCGGGUGCAGCUGACCGACCGGCCGACUGUAUCGCGAGUUGGCUCGCCCAGUUCGCCGGCGGCGGCGCAGACGCAGCAGCCAAAGAUGGCGGAGAGCACCAAGCGCGCGCUGGCCAAGACCAGCGCGUCGCUGAUCGACACCACCCGCGGGCCGCACGACCCCAACAACGCCGCGGCGAAUGGCGGCGGCGACGGCGCUGACAAUAGCAAGCCGCUCAAGAAGACCUUUUCCUCGCCCGACUUCAACCCCAACAAGCGGCACACCAUCGCGCGGCAGCAGCCGCAGCCGCACAGCAACAACGACGACGACGAGCAGCGCGCGGCCGCGGUGUCAUCGAGCGCCGAGAGCUCGUCGAACGAUGACGAGGACGAUGACGACGAGGAGGGCAACAACAACGGCGGUGGCGGCGGCGAAGAGGGAGAAGAGUACGAGGAGGAAAUCGAGGACGAGGAGGCCGUCGGCGAUGGCGAGCUCCGCGCGGCGCGGCCCGACGGCACGUGGACCACCACGUCGGAGGAGGACCGCGGAACCGACGCCGCGACCGACAUCGAAUCGGGCGGCGGCGGCGACGGCGACGGGAGCGUCUCGUCGAGCAGCAUCCGCAGCGUGCCGGCGCUCAACUUCUCGCCCCUGCAGCAGCGCCUGCCGCAGAGCAGCGACUCGGCCGAGGCGCAGGUCGUCGUGAAUAGGAGCUCCAGCCUUCAGUUCGAGAAACUCUCUUCAUCGAAUCCGGAGAUGGGACGCGCGCGCCGGAAGACGGAUGCGCAGCGACGAGCCAAGAUCGCCCACUUCUUCGGCGAGUAUCCGGCCGAGAUGGCCGACUUGACCGAGGAGGAGUUCUUCAGCGACAACACUGCGCUGGAGGAGGGGAAGCGAAAGCGGCGCGGCAAGGUGGCGAAGGCGGAAGGGGAAGGCAACGCCACCGAUCGGAGCGUUCGACGGGGCGACGACGAGAAGCGGCUGAGCGGCCUGCGCAACUCCACCAAGGAGAAGCGGGCCACCACCCUCCUGCAGCCCGGGUCGGUGACGCCGAGCUGGAACGGGGUGAAGAACAAACGACACCUGUCCAUUCCGUCCAUCUCGCCCGAUGACGGCAUCACGCAAGGCGAAUUCCUGGAGACGAUCUCGAGUCUUCAGAACAACUGUAAUAAGAGAGCGAUCAAGGUCAAGGGGGACCAAAUUAUGUAUGACGACAAGACCGCACAGGACUUGUUCAAGUGGCAAGAAAAGAACUCUGAACUCUUGGCCUCGAACGAUAAGACACCCGUCAAGGGCUACGAUAAGAGCAACAUAAGGGAGAAGAAGAGCAGUAGUCAGUACAAGGGCGAAAGGGAGAAGGAGCCCCAGGCGGAGCUGCGGCCGCGCAAGAGUUCGUUCUUUGACGACAUCCCGGACGAGCAGGAGCUCCAGUUUGUGCACGACGAGAACGGCACCAUGCGGCCCAUGCGCGGCACCCUCGCCAAGCUCGUGCAGCUGCUUGCCCACGAGCAAGGACGAGAUGUCGAGUUCGAGUCCGACUUUUUGUAUUCGUACCGGGACUUCACCGCCCCGGCGGACCUUUUUGAGUGCCUCACGCAGCGAUUCCACAGCGUGGGGCCGAUGACCCACCCCGACACCUACGCAAUCGUGCGCAAGCGAAUAUUGUAUGUGCUGCGACGGUGGAUGGAGCUGCUGCACUACGACUUUGCGGAGAACGACCACGCGCUCUUCCACGCGCUCACCGAGUGGAUGGACACCGUGCCCACCCAAGGCCUCGAGGGCGCCUUCCGCAAGUUCCGGGAAUGGACCGAAGCCAGGUUUAUUCGCAAUCAGGACUAUAUGGAGGAGCGACAAGCGUCGGACGACCGACCGCCGGUCCCUUACUUGCCCAUCAACGUCACUUCCUCCUCUCUCCAUCUGCUCAAUCUCCACCCGGAAGAAGUGGCCAGGCAAAUGACGCUGAUUGAGUCAGAGCUGUUCCGAAAGAUCCAGCCGCACGAGUGGCUCAAUCAGUCGUGGACUCGACCGGACAAGAAGAAGCGGGCGCCGGGCAUCAUGAACAUGAUCCAACGCUUCAACGACAUUUCUGGCUGGCUGGCCACCGAAAUCGUGAGCGCAUCCACAGUAGAGCAUCGCGUGGUACUUGUAAAUAGAUUCCUUGUCAUCGCCAAGAAAUGUUUGGAGCUGAAGAACUUCAACGGCGUGAUGGAGAUCCUGUCGGGGCUGGAGACGGCGUCGGUGCAGCGGCUCAAGCAGACGUGGCACAAUCUGCCGCGCAAGUCGUGGGACAUGUUCGAGGAGCUGACCGACCUCAUGUCGCUGCCGCAGAACUUCAAGAAGUUCCGCCAGCGGCUCAACACGCUCGCGCCGCCGUGCGUGCCCUACAUCGGCAUCUUCCUCAAGGACAUCAUCUUCAUCGAGCAGGGCGCUCAGGAACCCGACGGCCGCAUGAUCAACUUUGAGAAGCGGAUGAUGGUGGCCAAGAUCGUGCGCCAGAUGGUCUCCUUCCAGCCCUACGUCUACAACCUCAUCCCGGUCGAGUUCAUCCAGGAGUUCCUGCUCAGCAUGAAGCCCCUCAACGAAGACGACCUCUACUCCAAGUCGCUCCAGCUCGAGGGCAUCGGCGCGUCGGUCCCAUCGAGCAAGAAGCGCCACAAGUCGUCCAUGUUCCACUUCCCGCUCGGCGGCAACUCGCCGCGACGGCAGCCCCCCUCGGACUACUCCUCGUCGGGCGACGCCUCGUAG